AUGGCCAACACUUGUUGCGCCACAUUAAAUAUCCCACCAAUUCUUCUUGCCGGUAGUGGUGCUGCUGCUGCUGCCACUACCACUGCCACUUCCACUCCCUGCAAGCCAUACGGCGAGCUUAGCGACGACGAGCCGCUGCUGCUGCUGGUGGUGGACGUGCUGGUGGACGAGCUGCUGAGACUGGGGACCCAGCUGCUGCUGCUGGCACCGGAUCCGGACCCGAAGGUGGAGGAGCUGCGCAGUGGGGACGACGACGACGCCGAAGACGACGACCCGACUGGCGCUGUAACUGGAGCCGGAGCCCGUCCCGAGACCGGCGGUCGUGGACGGGCUGCUGGUCGUGGAGCUCGACGGCAGCAAAGGCACCCAGCCGGACCGGCCCGGUCGAAUCGUCGAGCCGCUGCUGCUGACCCCCCCGAGGCGGUGCUGCUGCUCAGCCGGGACGGCGAGCUGUACGUCCCCGUCCCGGAUCCGAUGCCACGGAACAGGGAGCUGCCUGAUCCGGACGCAGUGCCGGCGCCGAUGCCCGACGAUGUAGCCGCUGCUCGAACCGUAGCUGCUGCUACCAAUGCCGCUGCCGCUGCCGCUGCCGCUGCCGAUGCCGCUGCCGAUGCCGCUGCCGAUGCCGAAGCCGCUACCAAUGCCCGACGACGUUGUACCAGACCCAGAACCAAUGCCGCUAAACAGGCCGCUGCUUGA
Molecule: messenger RNA, 699 nt
Organism: Sporothrix schenckii 1099-18
Lineage: Eukaryota; Fungi; Ascomycota; Sordariomycetes; Ophiostomatales; Ophiostomataceae
Exons: 4
Coding region: 1-699 (232 amino acids)
Source: RefSeq, a predicted model, not a curated record